Molecule: messenger RNA, 1374 nt
Organism: Cladocopium goreaui
Lineage: Eukaryota; Dinophyceae; Suessiales; Symbiodiniaceae
Source: the annotation of a GenBank genome assembly
AUGACGGGCAACAAUAAAGAUGCGACCGGCAGCUCCAGCAAGAACCAAGCGCUGAUGAAAGUCAUGCAACAGAAGAUGGAAAGUAUGGAAGAGGAGCCGGAGGAAGUCCGCGGACGUCACCACAAGAAGUCCAAGACGAAGGACAUUACUGCCAAUGCCUUUCGUGACGUCAGCCGUCGCAGCCCUUUUGUUUUGAUGGAGGAUGUCCCAUCCCUGGAGGAAUGGCAGCGAAAUCAGGAUCCGGAACAGAUGCCAAAUGUGGCAAUGGACGAACCAGCAUCAAGUUCAUCCGGACCACCACCACCAAGAUUGCGACACAGCUAUAAGUUGCCAUUGAUGUUCCUACCACUAGAAGGGGGAGAACAACAGUUCGAACAUGAUAUCCAGGGUUAUUUCGUGGGUGCCCUCAAACGUCGUGCGGUAGAAGUGAGUGAGAAACGGAUGGAUCCAGAAACGAAACAGUUGCUUGACGUGAGUAUCCCGGGAGGUUAUUUUGCAUACCAUGUGAUGAAAUAUGCACAGCCAUGGAUCUGGAACCUGGACCAAUCACCCGUGUCAAAAGAAGCUGUUACGGUUGCGCCACACGUCAGUGCGGAAGUAAGCCUGUUGCUGAGUGAGGCCACAGAAAGCACAGUGGACGCGAUCAUCAGGUUGUUCCUGGAUCACGUUGGGACCCCUAAAGCACACCAGGAUCGAGCUGUCAGUCUCAUCCGAGCUAUCAGUCUCAUCGACCUGGUGAUCGGGAAGAUGCAGUUUUUCGCAACAUACCUUACGGGUCCUGCAGAAGUAGUGCCCAUUGAGGAUUCUGACUCCUCAAUGCCUGCCACGGGACAGACGAGCAGGUUAGGUCCUCGACAAAGUGAAGACGUGUCGAUGCCUAUGUCUACGGCACCUUCGGACGAGCAGACCGUGCAGAAUUCGGGCAGUCAGACAGGGAGCCAGGCGUACAGUACUAUGUAUGGCACGUCUGCCCUUGCGAAUGCCACAACUGCAACGACCAAUUCCAACUCAUCGGGAUCAGAUUUCGAUAUCCCAGGCGUGAGCCAAAUCUCAAGUGAAGAGAGCAAGGAAAGUGAGCCCCCUCCGGCUCCCCUGCAGGUGUUCAACAGCCUCGAGCAGCAUCAAAAUGGCACCUGUAAACCGUGCCGGUUCUUCCAGUUGAAAGAGACCGGCUGCCGACUUGGAGACACUUGCAGGUUUUGCCACUUUUGCUCUAGAGAACAAGCGAAAUCAGAUCGUCUCCGGGUGAAAUACGAAGUGCGCAGAAACAAGCGGCUGAGAUCCCUUCAUGGCAUCUUGGCCUCAUGGUAUUGGGGGGGCGGAUGUACUCCAAAGGGGUAUUCUGCAGGAUUCUGCACGGAUGUUGGACUUUGA